CGCCUCAUACCCUUACUUAACGACACCAUGCAGUACUCCAUCUUCGUCACCCUCGCCCUCGCGCUCUCCGCAUCGGCCAGCCCGCGGUUCCACAAGCGCGCCUCCUUCACGCUCCAGAACGGGAAAGACGCCAUCGCGCUCAACCAAAAGUUCGCGACGCUCACCGCGAACUCGCCUUGUACUGCCGGCGAGAACGCCUGUGUGAACAGCCAGUUCGCCCAGUGCGUGAACGGCAAGUUCGUCCUCACGGGCUGCGCUGGAGGCCUUGUCUGCGCUGCGCUCCCCCUCGUGAACUCCGCUGGAACGAGCAUCACUUGCACGACUGCCGCAGACCGUGACGCCCGCAUCGCCGCCACCGGCGCGACUGCUGGCGACAACGCGGCCGCUGGUGGUGCUGCAGCAGCUUCAAGUGUCGCGGCCACUACCGCGGCGGCGGCUUCCACCGCUGCGGCCGCCUCGAGUGCGGCCGCUUCCACUGUCGCGGCUGCCUCGAGCGCGGCGGCCACCGUGGCUAGCUCUAGCGCUGCUGCUGCUACCGGCACCGCCGCUGCCGGCGGGAACAACGCAGGCACUGGCGGAGCUGCGGCUGGCGGGGACGCACAGACAUCGUUGACUCUGGUGCAGUCUGUGAUCGCCACCGGCUUCGAGAACGACGGCCAGGAUCAGCCCACCGCCGGCCAGGUUCCGUCCGCGACGUCGUCGAACAACUUCAUCAACUUCUGCGCGACGGUCCCGAACCUGCCCAUCACGAACGGCCAGCAGGUCAAGACGGGCUCGUGCAACCCCGCACCGAUGGGUAUCAUCGCGUCGACGGCGAACAUGCCCUCCUCGAAGUUCAUCAACCCCAAGAACGGCGCGACGGUCAAGGCGAACACGCCCUUCACGAUCCAGAUGGCGAUUUCGCACCUCGAGACCGGCCACUUCGUGAACGCGGCCGAGAACUACUUCGCCGCCCCCCAGGUCGUGAACGCGCAGGGCGACAUCCAGGGCCACUCGCACGUCGUCAUCGACAAGCUCACCUCCCUCGACCAGACCACGCCGACUGACCCGCUCAACGGCUUCGUCUUCUUCAAGGGCCUCAACGACCCCGCUGUGAACGGUGUGCUCUCGGUCGACGUCCCUGCACCUGGUCUCCCCGCCGGCUCUUACCGUCUGGCUUCGAUCAACACCGCCGCCAACCACCAGCCGGCCCUUGUUGCCAUCGCCCAGCACGGUUCCCUUGAUGAUAUGGUUUACUUCACCGUCGCUUAAUCGCGCAGUGUCACGAUCCUUCAGUAUUGGUUUAUGACGUAUUUAUGGGGGGUGUAGAUCAUCCGAAGUGGUAGCAAGAUAGCUCUUAUAAUUGUUCUUGCUUUCUGUAUCUUUAGUAGACACCGCAAUGCAAAGCAGCCGGUCGUGACUCACCAACGAUGGCCGACC
Messenger RNA from Trametes versicolor FP-101664 SS1, 1419 nucleotides. RefSeq lists its product as uncharacterized. The coding region runs from base 28 to 1251 and encodes 407 amino acids. The record is from RefSeq and is a predicted model, not a curated record. NCBI's taxonomy places the organism in Eukaryota, Fungi, Basidiomycota, Agaricomycetes, Polyporales, Polyporaceae. The transcript has 6 exons.